AUGGUGGUCUCUUUGUUAUUAUCCAACACAGAAAACACCUGGGAUCAAGUAGCCGUGGAGAUCGAUACUUUUCUAAAUGAAUUUGACCCGAAUUACAUCCAUAUAGGAGUCGAUACGAAUUCCAUUAUGUCUGAUGCAAAGGCCGACAUCAGUCGCUUCGAACGCGGCCUUAACCAACACCAAUCCCUACAGAUAAAGCUAGAAUACGAUGGUUGGCAAAGUAACCUCCAAAUCUUCGCUGCUCUCUUAGGUGAACCUUUAACAAGUAUCUUGAACCACACCCUGCAACUCCGGGACAUCCUCCCACAGUCAGCGUACAUAGGCUUCACAGCAUCAACGGGCCGGACCGACUUUGAAUCCCACCGCCUGCUUAGCUGGACCUUCACCUCUUUUCCCCUGCCAGUGAAAGCCAGCUCCCCUUCUUUACAUUCGAAGUCUAUCAGAAGAAUUGUGUGGUUAGCUUCUAUUGCAGCUUCAGUCGGCACUUUGGUAGUAGGUAUUGUUGCGCUGGUAGUGGCUAAGAUGGCUCGUGGCUCUGACUCUGUGCGACGGGAUGACAUGGAGACUCGCUCUCGUAGUGCCAUUAAUGCCCCUCGAAUGUUCACAUACAAACAGCUCGUAGUUGCCACAGACAACUUUAAUCACAAGAACUUGUUGGGGGUGGGUGGGUUCGGAAGUGUGUACAAGGGCCACGCCCCAGGUCCAAUUGCUGUGAAGAAAAUUUCAGCUGGAUCAAAGCAGGGGGAGCGUGAGUUCUUAGCAGAGAUAUGCACCAUUGGACGCCUGCGCCACAAGAACGUAGUACAGUUGAAUGGAUGGUGCCAUGAGAAGGGUCAGCUCCUCCUUGUUUAUGAAUUCAUGCCAAAUGGGAGCCUUGACAAGUUCAUUUCCAAAGGGCUGUUGCCAUGGGAUGUGCGCCACAGGAUCCUGUCUGGACUUGCUUCAGCAUUGCUGUAUCUUCAUGAGGAGUGUGGGACAGUUGUGGUUCAUCGAGAUUUGAAGCCAAACAAUGUGAUGCUAGAUGAGGAUUUCAAUGCACAUUUAGGGGACUUUGGGCUGGCUAGGCUGGUUCAAGAGGGCUCAAUAACAACUAUGGUGGCGGGGACCCCAGGGUACCUGGCACCAGAAUGUAGCUACACUGGCAGGGCCACAACUGAGUCGGAUGUGUUUGGGUUUGGGAUAGUGGUCCUUGAAGUCGUGUGCGGGAGGAGAUUAUCAGAGCUUAAUCUUGUGGAUUAUAUUUGGGGUUAUUAUGGUCAGGGUCAACUCUUGGAGGCUGCAGAUGUGGAGCCAAGAGAUGAAUUUGAUCAGCAACAGGUGAUGAGGGCACUAGUGGUAGGGUUAGCAUGUGCUCACCCUGAUCCUGCACAGAGGCCUCGAAUGCGUGGGGUGGUGCAAGUGUUCAUGAACUCUAAUGAACCACUCAUGGAGCUACCGACAAGCCGACCUGCAGCUAUCUAUAUCCCUGUGCGCCAGUCGACUUCAAAAUUAUCAAAUGGCUCGGGGAGUAAUUCGGCCUUGUCUGUGCCACCGCUGUCAUUUAAUGACAUCACGACAUUGGAUUGCGGGCGUUGA
Messenger RNA from Amborella trichopoda, 1575 nucleotides. RefSeq names its product L-type lectin-domain containing receptor kinase IX.1. Gene Ontology annotation, molecular function: ATP binding; protein kinase activity; carbohydrate binding. Gene Ontology annotation, biological process: protein phosphorylation. The record is from RefSeq and is a predicted model, not a curated record. NCBI's taxonomy places the organism in Eukaryota, Viridiplantae, Streptophyta, Magnoliopsida, Amborellales, Amborellaceae.